AUGCUGUCGUCGGAGAGAAUUAAGGACUGGACGUGCCGGCUUUGCCGCUCCAGGGAGGGUUUCGGCCCCAUUUCGUUUUACGGUGACUUUACAGAGUGCUUUAUCGAUGCAGUGGUGCUUAAUUUGACUGCGUUGUUUAUGCUUGUGUACGGUACGAGGGAGAUUGCUAGAUUGUGCAGAAACAAGCACCACGGGAUUAAGUACAGGAGAAACUGGAUCAUUGUGUUCAGAAUGGUGCUCGUAAUGUUGCAGAUUCUGUUCACUGCAUGGUCCGCGUUGCACUUGCCCAGACACAAGGUUAAAGACUUUACGGUGAUCUCGCAGUACAGUUUGACGCUGCUGUCCCUCUUUGUGGCCAUGUCUUUGCACUGGAUAGAGUACCACAGGUGCAAAGUGGCUAACCCAAUAGUUCUGUUCUACUGGCUGUUCGAGUCCGUGGGGAACCUCGCCAAGUUUGUCAACUUCUUGAUCAGAUACAAUUACGAGGGCCGCUGGCCGUUUGGCAAGAACGUGUUCGUGUUCGUUACCUUCCAAUCGAUCUUAUCGGUCUCGCUGCUGCUUCUAGAGGCGUUGCCCACGAAACCAAUGAUGCCGUACCAGGAAAUUCAAGAACAUUUGUCACGCAGGAAGCCUAACCCAUACGACUCUGCCAACAUCUUCUCGAGGAUCUCGUUCACUUGGAUGUCUGGUCUGAUGAAGGCCGGUUACGAAAAGUACUUAGUCGAGGAGGACAUGUACAAACUACCGGAAAGAUUUGACUCCGAGGAGGUUUCUUCCAAAAUGGACAAGAACUGGGAAAAUGAGGUCAAACAGAAGGCGAAACCAUCGCUGACUUGGGCCCUGUGCUUGACCUUCGGUAAUAAGAUGUUACUGGCCGCGUUUUUCAAAGUGUUGCACGAUAUUCUGGCUUUUACCCAACCACAGCUGUUGAGACUAUUGAUCAGCUUCGUUAGUAGAUACAACGAGGAGAGGGGCAAUACGUACACCGAGUAUUUCACCUCCAAAAUCAGGGAACUACCCUUGGUACGUGGAUUCAUGAUUGCCAUAGGUAUGUUUUGCGUUGGUUUCACGCAGACGUGUGUUUUGCACCAGUACUUUUUGAACACGUUCAACACUGGCAUGAACGUGAAAAGUGCAUUGACAUCCAUUAUCUACAACAAGGCAUUAGUCUUGUCCAGGGAGGCUUCCGCGACGUCCUCCACUGGUGAUAUUGUGAACUUGAUGAGUGUUGAUGUGCAGAAAUUGCAGGACCUGUGCCAGUUCAUCCAUCUGUUGUGGUCCGGUCCCUUCCAGGUAGUCAUUUGUUUGGUAUCACUGUACAAACUACUGGGUCCCUCCAUGUGGAUUGGUGUUGUCAUCUUGUUGGUCAUGACCCCAUUGAACACUUUCUUAGCGAAAAUCCAGAAGAGACUGCAGAAAUCACAGAUGGGAUUUAAAGAUGAGAGAACAAGUGUUAUCAGUGAGAUCCUAAACAACAUCAAAUCCCUGAAGCUAUACGCCUGGGAGGAGCCAUACAAGAAGAAACUCGAACACGUCAGAAACGACAAAGAACUGAAAAAUUUGACCAAGUUGGGUUGUUUCAUGGCUAUCACCAGUUUCCAGUUCAACGUUGUUCCAUUUUUGGUGUCCUGUUGCACUUUUGCCGUGUUUGUUUACACAGAGGACCGGGCAUUGACCGUGGACCUUGUGUUCCCCGCAUUGACGUUGUUCAACUUGCUAUCCUUCCCUCUUUUCGUCAUUCCAAAUGUGAUGACUUCGUUCAUCGAGGCCUCCGUCUCUGUCACGAGACUGUUCAAUUUCUUAACGAACGAGGAGUUACAAAAGGACUCAGUACAACGUUUGCCCAAGGUCACUAAUGUCGGUGACGUCGCCGUUAAAGUCGGCGAUGAUGCCACUUUCCUAUGGAGACGUAAGCCAGAGUAUAAAGUUGCCCUGAAGAAUAUUAACUUUGAGGCGAAGAAGGGACAAUUGACGUGUGUGGUUGGUAGAGUUGGUAGUGGUAAAAGUGCCCUGAUUCAAAGUUUGUCUGGCGAUCUGUUCAGGGUCAAAGGGUUUGCCACUGUUCACGGGAGUGUCGCUUACGUGUCGCAAGUGGCGUGGAUUAUGAAUGGUACGGUCAAGGAGAAUAUUCUGUUUGGACAUAGGUAUGAUCCUGAGUUUUACGAUAAAACGAUUAAGGCGUGUGCUUUGACCAUUGAUCUGGCUGUCCUUGUCGAUGGUGACGAGACAUUGGUCGGGGAGAAAGGUAUUUCGUUAUCUGGUGGCCAAAAGGCGCGUCUAUCGUUAGCCCGGGCUGUUUAUGCAAGAGCUGACACGUAUCUUUUGGACGAUCCAUUAGCUGCUGUUGACGAACACGUCGGCAAGCACUUGCUAGAACACGUCUUGGGCCCCACCGGGUUACUACGGACAAAGACUAAGAUUUUGGCUACGAAUAAGAUAUCUGUUCUAUCCAUUGCCGAUCGGAUUGCUCUGCUGGAAAAUGGUGAGAUUGUGGAACAAGGUUCCUACGAUGAAGUUACUGCUGAUGGGGAUUCCGCGUUGAGCAAGUUGAUCCGCGAUUAUGGUAGAAAGGAUAACAAACCGAAGAAGGACGAUGGUAACUCUGUACCAGUGUCGAGUGCCGUUUCCGUGAUGGACCAUGAUUCGAGUGUCCCACUGGAAGACGAGUUGGAACAGUUGCAAAAACUGAAUGACUUGCACUUGUUGCCUGACUCUGCACCUAGUCUGAGAAAGGCUUCAGAUGCCACUUUGCGUAGUAUCGGGUUUGGGGACGAGGAAAACAGUGCUAGGCGAGAGCACCGUGAGCAAGGUAAAGUGAAGUGGAGUAUCUAUUGGGAGUACGCGAAGGCGUGUAACCCUCGGAACGUGGUGAUCCUGAUUCUUUUCAUCAUUUUGUCGAUGUUUUUGUCUGUGAUGGGUAACGUAUGGUUGAAGCACUGGUCCGAGGUCAACACUGAGUACGGUGGAAACCCACACGCGACACGCUACCUGCUGAUCUACUUCGCGCUAGGUGUUGGUUCUGCGUUAUCGACGUUGAUCCAGACUGUGAUUUUGUGGGUUUUCUGUACGAUCCACGGGUCGAAGUACUUACACACUGUGAUGACGAAUGCGGUGUUCCGGGCGCCGAUGUCCUUUUUUGAAACCACGCCUAUUGGGCGUAUCCUGAACAGGUUCUCGAACGAUAUCUACAAAGUGGAUUCGCUACUGGGCAGAACGUUCUCUCAGUUCCUUGUCAAUGCUGUUAAAGUGGUAUUCACGAUGAUAGUUAUUUGCUGGACGACAUGGCAGUUCAUAUUCAUCAUUGGGCCACUGGGGGUCCUGUACAUUUACUACCAGCAGUACUACCUGCGCACCUCCAGGGAGUUACGUCGUUUGGACUCUAUUACACGGUCCCCCAUUUACUCACACUUCCAAGAGACACUUGGCGGGAUGUCUACGAUCCGCGGGUACAACCAGCAAAGGCGGUUCGACCAUAUCAACCACUGUCGGAUUGACAACAACAUGAGCGCGUUUUACCCCUCGAUCAAUGCGAACCGGUGGCUGGCGUUCCGUUUGGAGUCCAUUGGGUCUGUGAUCAUCCUUGGCGCGGCUACGUUGUCGAUUUACCGACUGGGCCAGGGGACCCUGACCGCUGGGAUGGUUGGUUUGUCUCUGAGUUAUGCGUUACAGAUAACACAGACGUUGAACUGGAUUGUGCGGAUGACCGUGGAGGUGGAGACGAACAUUGUCUCCGUGGAGAGAAUCAAGGAGUACUCUGAGUUGAAGAGCGAGGCGCCACUAGUGAUCGAGGAGAAACGCCCCGCUGCCCACUGGCCGGACUCUGGGGAUAUCCGGUUCGACCACUACAGCACACGGUACCGUCCCGAACUGGACCUUGUCCUAAGGGACGUGAAUCUACACAUCAAGCCAAGGGAGAAGAUCGGGAUUGUCGGGCGUACUGGUGCCGGUAAAUCGUCGCUGACUUUGGCGUUGUUCCGUAUCGUUGAGGCAAGUUCCGGGGGUAUUGUCAUCGAUGGGGUACGGAUCGACGAGAUUGGUCUGCACGAUCUGAGGCACAACCUCUCCAUCAUCCCGCAGGACUCGCAAGUGUUCCAGGGCACGAUCCGUGAGAAUGUGGACCCGACAGAGACGUACACCGACGACGAGAUCUGGCGCGUGCUGGAACUGUCGCACUUGAACAGACACGUCGAGUCGAUGGGCCCGCGGGGCCUGCUGAACGAGGUGAACGAGGGCGGGUCCAAUCUGAGCGUGGGCCAAAGACAGCUGAUGUGCCUGGCCCGCGCGCUGCUUGUCCCCAGCAAGAUCCUCAUCCUCGACGAGGCGACCGCGGCGGUGGACGUCGAGACGGACCAGGUGAUCCAGGAGACCAUCCGUUCCGCGUUCCGCGACCGCACGAUCCUGACCAUAGCGCACAGAAUCAACACGAUCAUGGACAGCGACCGCAUUGUCGUGCUGGACGGCGGCCGCGUCACGGAGUUCGACACACCGACAAACCUACUCCGCAACGAGGGGUCUCAAUUCCACUCCCUGUGCCAGGAGGCCGGUCUCCUCACGCGCGCGCAAGAAGCGGGUGCCGAGGGGCGCGACCCCAAAGCAAACAAAGAGUAG
This is a messenger RNA of Huiozyma naganishii CBS 8797, 4608 nucleotides long. RefSeq names its product ATP-binding cassette glutathione S-conjugate transporter YCF1 (gene YCF1). Lineage: Eukaryota; Fungi; Ascomycota; Saccharomycetes; Saccharomycetales; Saccharomycetaceae. The transcript has a single exon. Gene Ontology annotation, cellular component: membrane. The coding region runs from base 1 to 4608 and encodes 1535 amino acids. Gene Ontology annotation, biological process: transmembrane transport. The record is from RefSeq and is a predicted model, not a curated record. Gene Ontology annotation, molecular function: bilirubin transmembrane transporter activity; ATP binding; ABC-type transporter activity.